AUGUGAUCAGCUGUGUCCAAUCACAGCCCAUCGCAUGUGCACUGAUCAUCAGUGUAGCCCCAGCAGUGCCACCUGUCAGUGUCCAUCAGUACCAGCUGUCAGUGCUCAUCCAUGCCACCUGCCAGUGCCCAUCAGUGCCACAUAUCAGUGCCUACCAGUGCACAUCAAUGCCACAUAUCAGUGCCUACCAGUGCACAUCAAUGCCACAUAUCAGUGCCCACCUGAGCUGCCUUUCAGUGUCACCUAUCAGUGCCAGUCAGUGCCACCUAUCAAUGCCAGUCAGUGCUGCCUAUCAGUGCCAGUCAGUGCCGCCUAUCAG
Messenger RNA from Staurois parvus, 319 nucleotides. NCBI's taxonomy places the organism in Eukaryota, Metazoa, Chordata, Amphibia, Anura, Ranidae. The record is from the annotation of a GenBank genome assembly.